AUGUCAUUCCUCAGUCUGCCCCUCGAGGUUCAUCAGCGGAUUAUAUCAUACCUUCUUUCCAACCGCGACGUGGCCGCCCUCUCAGCACAAUGUCGAACCCUCCACUCUAUGUGCGAUAUGGCAACACGCAAGAAGUAUCAUCGGAUUAGUGUCUCCUCAGCAGAGGAAGAUAUCGAUAGGUCAUUCGAACUGUUGAUGGAUAUUUUGAAGCGACCUAACCUAGGUACUUACGUGCGCCAUGUCGAAUGCUGCUACGCAACAUACAGGCGUAUAUGCUAUAAGGAAGCUAAGUCUCAACGAGAAUUGAGCGAGGAAGAGAUGAAUCUCGUGCGAAAGGCGGUUAGAAAAGGCGGCUUCAUAGACCAAGAGGAUCGAGUGAUCAAUAUGCUUAUGCAGAGGAUGGAAAAAACGGCAACGUUUGCCUAUCGGGAACGUGAGAGCAUCGGUACAUUCGUCACCCAAGCCUUGACAGCUAUUCUGAUUGUGGUAUCGCCAAACGUUGUGUCAAUGGCCAUGACACAUCCCACUGGCCUUAGCUUUAAUAGGGUAACCGACUUUCCGCUUGCCGAGCUUCUUCGCCAAGCUAAUGCUAGUCCCGAAACUAAACCAUGCCUUCGCAAUCUCCGCAGUGUUUAUAUCAUCAACAAAAACGAUGAUUCCUGGUCUGAUGAUCGUUUCUAUGUCCCAUUGGACCUUUCUGGCUGCUUGAGCCUAUUUGAUAACCUUCUGUCGAUUGAAUCCGUCCGUGUUGAUGUAAUGGAGGAGGAUGAGAACGGAGAGCGCGAAUUCAAAGAGAAAUGUUCCAAUAUCAGCAAGAUCUCCAUCCAUCAUUCGUCAGUUAGUUCCCUCUAUCUUGCGACUUUGAUAUGGUCGUGCAAAGUCCUCAGAGAAUUUCAGUAUUCUAUCGGAGGUAGAGCGAGCAAUGAUGGGGGUUGCCCUACAUUCAGUCCUAAAGUAUUCAUCAAAGUACUUUGCGCACACAAGGAAACACUGGAAAUUCUCGACGUUGACGCGGAAAAUGAGAUCUUUGACUUCGGAAUCUCCGACGAGGACGAGAGAGACAAACGACUCAAUGAAAUCGGAAGCCCGUUUGAACACGGCAUAGAUGACGAAACCUCUGCAUUUUACAAAUCGAUAUGGGCAUACCGUGGGUCACUGAAAGAAUUCGGGGCCUUGAAACGAUUGAGCUUGGGGAUAAACUUCCUGUUAUACCUUGCCGCUGGCGUUAACGGAGAACCCUACAAGAAGAAAGGAAAGUCAAACCUGGUAGACUGUCUACCAGUUGGGCUAGAGUACUUGUGUGUUCGGGGAUACCAGAAGGGUGAGAAUGAGGAGCACGAUGAGCAGAUGGACGCCUUGAUGGUAUUUUACAAGUCCGGGAAAUCCCGACUUGAAGAGGUCAAGGGGGUUGAUGAGGUGAUUCACAAUGCCGAGACGGUUCAGGAUCCAGAUAAUGACUCUCAUUUGCUAUGGUCAUUGAAUGAAAUCGGGUAUGAUAGUGAUUAG
This is a messenger RNA of Penicillium griseofulvum, 1506 nucleotides long. RefSeq lists its product as uncharacterized. Bases 1 to 1506 code for a protein of 501 amino acids. The transcript is spliced from 2 exons. The record is from RefSeq and is a predicted model, not a curated record. NCBI's taxonomy places the organism in Eukaryota, Fungi, Ascomycota, Eurotiomycetes, Eurotiales, Aspergillaceae.